Molecule: messenger RNA, 534 nt
Organism: Echinococcus granulosus
Lineage: Eukaryota; Metazoa; Platyhelminthes; Cestoda; Cyclophyllidea; Taeniidae
Product: Myosin regulatory light chain sqh
Exons: 3
Coding region: 1-534 (177 amino acids)
Cellular component (GO): myosin II complex; cytoplasm
Molecular function (GO): myosin heavy chain binding; calcium ion binding
Source: RefSeq, a predicted model, not a curated record
AUGGCGUUUGCGAAGUCCAAGAAAAGGGUUCGUUCUAGAACCCAGCGUUAUACAAGCAAUGUGUUUUCUAUGUUUACAGAGGCUCAGAUAAAUGAAUUUAAGGAGGCUUUUUCCUUGAUCGAUGGCUCAAAGGACGGAAUCAUUGACCAGGGCGAUCUUGAAGAGGUUUUCCGCUCUAUGGGGAAAAACCCAUCAGAGGAAUACCUUGACGAGAUGCUUAAACAAGCCCCCGGUUGCAUUAACUUCACCAUGUUCCUCACUCUUUUCGGCGAGAAAAUGAUGGGAUGUGAUCCAGAGGAGACCAUUCUCAACGCCUUCGCUCAGUUUGAUCCCAACAACACAGGAGUGAUCAGCGAGGAGCGACUGCGCGAUCUGAUGACCACAAUGGGCGACCGUUGGACGGACGAGAAGGUGGACGAACUGUUUCACGGUGCACCCAUCAAGAAUGGGGACUUCAACUACCGCGAGUUCACUAAGAUGAUUAUGCAUGGUCAGCAGGACGAUGAGGAUCAGAAUCACCCAGUGGGUCGAUAA